This is a messenger RNA of Apodemus sylvaticus (European woodmouse), 3430 nucleotides long. RefSeq names its product scavenger receptor class A member 3 (gene Scara3). NCBI's taxonomy places the organism in Eukaryota, Metazoa, Chordata, Mammalia, Rodentia, Muridae. The transcript has 6 exons. The record is from RefSeq and is a predicted model, not a curated record. Bases 274 to 2094 code for a protein of 606 amino acids.
UGCGCGCGAGGCCAGAACUGCGGGCGCGGGGCAGCACAGCUCGCCCGGCUCCGGCGGGCAGCGUGGCGUCCCCAGCCUGCGACCCCAGGGAUCCUCCUCUUGCUAAGCCGCCUAAGCAGCGGCACAGCGCCGCAUGUGUCCCCACGCAAGCCCCAGACCCGCGGGCCGCACCUAGGGGCGGCAGUCGGUGCCUGGGGAGGACCCCGACUUCCCGCUCCAUCCAAGGCUACUCGAGCGCCGCGGGGCCCUGCAGAGGCCGGCGCAGAAGGGACCAUGAAAGUGAGAUCAGCUGGCAGUGACAGGGAUGUACUGUGUGUCACUGAAGAGGACCUGGCUGGUGAAGACGAGGACAUGCAAUCCUUCCCAUGUACCCAAGAGGGCCGGGCAGGACCCCGCUGCAACCGCUGCCAGAAGAACCUAUCCUUGCACACGUCGGUGCGGAUUUUGUACCUCUUCCUGGCUCUGCUCCUGGUGGCCGUGGCUGUAUUGGCCUCUCUGGUUUUUAGAAAGGUGGACUCUCUCUCAGAAGAUAUCUCCCUGGCCCAGUCCAUCUAUAAUAAGAAGCUUGUGUCAAUGCAAGAAAACCUUCAAGGACUGGACCCAAAAGCCCUGAUCAAUUGUUCCUUUUGCCGUGAGGCUGAGCAGCUGGGGCAAGAGAUCAGGAAGCUCCAGGAGGAGCUGGAGGGCCUUCAGAAGAUGCUGCUGGCCCAGGAGGUCCAGCUGGACCAGACCUCCCAGGCCCAUGAGCUGCUCUCCACCACAAGCAGUCAAAUCUCCCAGGAGAUGGGCAGUUGUUCCUUCUCCAUUCACCAGGUCAAUCAGUCCCUGGGACUCUUCCUGGCACAGGUGAGGGGUUGGCAGGCCACCACAGCAGGCAUGGACAUCACCCUGAAGGACCUCACCCAGGAGUGCUAUGAUGUCAAGGCUGCUGUCCACCAGAUCAACUUCACAGUGGGCCAGACUGCUGAGUGGAUCCAUGGGAUCCAGAGGAAGACAGAUGAGGAGACCCUGACCCUACAGAAGAUAGUCACUGACUGGCAGAACUAUACCAGGCUCUUUGGGGGUCUGCGAAGUACCUCUUCCAAGACUGGAGAAAUAGUCAAGACCAUUCAGGCCACCCUGGGGGUCUCCUCGCAGCGCAUUAGCCAGAAUUCCGAGAGCAUGCAUGAUUUGGUGCUGCAGGUCAUGGGCUUACAGCUACAGCUGGACAACAUCUCUUCCUUUUUGGAUGACCAUGAGGAGAACAUGCAUGACCUCCAGUACCAUACCCGAUAUGCCCAGAAUCGCACAGUGGAAAGGUUCGAGUCUCUGGAAGGACGUAUGGCUUCUCACGAGAUUGAAAUCGGCACCAUCUUCACCAACAUCAAUGCCACUGACAACCACGUGCACAGCAUGCUCAAGUACCUGGACGACGUGCGGCUGUCUUGCACACUGGGCUUCCACACCCAUACUGAGGAGCUCUACUACCUGAAUAAGUCCGUCUCCCUCAUGCUGGGUACUACAGAUCUGCUCAGGGAGCGCUUCAGUCUGCUCAGUGCUCGGUUAGACCUCAAUGUCCGAAACCUCUCCAUGAUCAUGGAGGAAAUGAAGGCUGUGGACACCCACCAUGGAGAAAUCCUUCGCAAUGUCACCGUUAUCCGAGGUGUCCCCGGCCCUCCAGGACCAAGAGGACUCAAAGGAGAUCCAGGCAUGAAAGGACCUGUUGGUAGCAGAGGACCUAAAGGGGAUUCUGGAAGUCUGGGACCCCCAGGACCUCAGGGUCCUCAGGGGCAGCCUGGAGAGCCAGGACCUAUGGGAGAAAGAGGGCCAGCUGGCCCCCGAGGCUUUCCAGGCCUCAAAGGCUCAAAGGGCAGCUUUGGCACUGGAGGACCAAGGGGGCAGCCAGGCCCCAAAGGGGAUGUAGGACCCCCAGGGCCAGAAGGGCCCCCAGGGUCUCCAGGACCUUCAGGGCCUCAGGGAAAGCCAGGGAUUUCAGGAAAGACAGGGUCACCAGGCCAGCGAGGGGCCACAGGGCCUAAGGGGGAACCAGGCAUCCAGGGUCCCCCUGGACUACCUGGACCUCCAGGUCCACCAGGGAACCAGAGCCCCUACUGAAAAAAAAGUCUUUGGCCUGAUGCUGCCAUGCAGGUUAGGGGAGUGGUCAGAGAAAGCAGCCAGAAGGGCUUACUAUCUACAAUCAUUGCUCUUUGGUCCUAAUAUGAGGGUAUCUCUUAGAGCUGACUGCAUAGCCUUAAGCUUCCCAAUAAUGACUGUACCAUAGGAAAACAGCUCACCUCCCCCCUACUUUUUUCUUCUGGCUAAGGGAGGCCUACUGGGUUUCUAUGGCUGGUUAGAAGGAAAGGCUGUGAGAGCCUGCUGGUGGAGGAGGGGAUAGCUACCUGGGGAAGAAUAUCUUAGAUCUCUUGGAUGCUAACUAGCUCUGGUCUCUGCAAUGACUUAACACCCAUGUGAACCAGGUCUUGAAAAAAAAAUCCAGGGAAACCCUUGGGGUAUUAUAGAUGAAAUUCCAGGGAUAGCAGCACCCCCCCCCCCAACACACACACACACACACACACACACACACACACACACACCACUCAUAGUAGAGUCAUGUGAAACUGCCUUGACCCACACAGGGCAGGAGAAUUCUGCCUGGCUGGCUUUCCCAGGCCUUGUGCAUGGAUGGUGACCCUGGCAAGUUCAGAGGGUUUUUAUUCACACGUCCAGAAAAUUCCUCUCUUCAGUCUUACCUCUGUAUCUCAAGAGUGUCCUGGAAGGAACCCAAGCAGAGUUUCAUCAGCAGGCCGAGAGCCUACAGGUACCAGAACAUUCUGCUUGACUGCUAUCCAGCUCCCAGGAAGACCACAGGGCCGGAAGUGGAAGAACACAUCAGAAGUAAACUCCUCUCUCCAAAGCCACCCCUCGUUCAACCUAGUCUGCCAUGCCUUGUUCCCAGUAAUAGCCAAGGAGGAAGAAGCUGGCAACACGGCAGUUCUUGCCUCCUCCUCUUGGUUGCUCUGACACAGAUGCACAGUGACCUCACCCCACAAUGACCUUAAUGGCUGGAGUUCUUUCCCACAUGAACAGCAAGCUGGACCAGGCGUGCAAAAAGCUGAACCUUUGAUGUUACUUCUUGUCUUUCAUGAACUUCUUGUGUACACUGGCAGAAAGGGAUGCUGGGAAAGACCUGCAUUGCCUUAACUUUGUAGAGCUGCCCUGCUCCUUCCUACUCCAGCAGACUCAAACACUUCUGGGCAGAGACUAGAGCUGUCUCCUCCCUUGCCCUGCCUCAGAGACCAGUCUUCUUCUUGUUGUUCAAAGGCUCCUCAUCAACAUCAGUGUGCAACUGGCUUGCACCACCCGUCCUCCCCUGCUGUAUAAUUGUCCUGUCUACAUAUGAUAAUAUCAUGCAACACAGUAUCACUGGCCCAGUAAAGAGCUGUUUCCAGUA